This is a messenger RNA of Fusarium oxysporum Fo47, 1163 nucleotides long. Its product is annotated as S-adenosyl-L-methionine-dependent methyltransferase. Gene Ontology annotation, molecular function: methyltransferase activity. The transcript is spliced from 9 exons. Lineage: Eukaryota; Fungi; Ascomycota; Sordariomycetes; Hypocreales; Nectriaceae. Bases 106 to 1110 code for a protein of 334 amino acids. The record is from RefSeq and is a predicted model, not a curated record.
UCUGACCGCCCGUCCUUAGGGGACAAAAUCUAGGGCAAAUCUCUCCUCCAACCUCAACACCCUCUAGCGACGAAAGACCUCAGCGCGCGCACCUGAAGCAGUUUAAUGCUUGGUAAAAUGGCUACAAUCGGUGCAGACCCUGUCAUACAGAUUGAUGUUGACGACGAUCGAGAUUCAGCGGCCGGAGAUGACAAUACGUCAUCAACUGCUAGUGUGACCAGCUCUAUCCUCAAUUAUCGAUUCGAAAACGGGCGAACAUACCACGGGUACAAGGACGGAAAGUACUAUAUGCCCAAUGACGAAACAGAAAACGACAGACUAGACUUGCAGCACAAUCUGUUCCUCCUGACUUUUGAUAACAAGCUUGGUCUCUCCCCGCCGAACCUUCCCGACUUCAAGACUGGCCGAGUUCUGGACCUGGGUACCGGUACAGGCAUUUGGGCCAUCGACUUUGCUGACGAACAUCCCGAGGCUGAGGUGAUAGGGGUCGAUCUGUCUCCUACCCAACCGGAGUUUGUGCCACCGAAUUUACAGUUCGAGAUUGACGAUAUUGACGAAGAAUGGACUUAUUCUCUGCCAUUUGAUUAUAUUCACAGCAGAAUGAUGAACGUCUCAGUCAAGAACUGGCCAGAGUACAUACGCAAGAUUUUCGAAAACCUUACUCCGGGCGGCUACGCUGAGCUCCAGGACGUCGAUAUAAUGAUGCAAUCAGACGACAAUACCCUCACCCAAGAUCAUGCCCUUUGGAAAUGGGGCUUUUUUCUGGCCAAAGCCGGACAGGAGCACGGAACUCCUUUCAUCGAGACUAAUCGACUGAAACACAUUAUGACCGAAAUCGGAUUUGUUGAUGUCAAGGAGACACCAUUCAAAUGGCCGUCAAACCACUGGCCCAAGGAGAAAAGAUUUAAGAUCCUUGGAGAGUGGAGCAACCUAAACACAGUUAACCUUCUUGACGGACUUUCAAUGGCUUUGUUUACAAGAUGCCUUGGCUGGACCCCUGAGGAGGUUAAUGUUUUCCUGGUUGAUGUCAGGAAGGAUUUGAACAACCCGAAAAUCCAUGCCUACUGGUCAAUCCGUUCAGUUUACGGAAGGAAGCCUAAAAUCAAGUAGGCAAAUGCGAUUUAGAUAUUUAAGGCCGCCACCAUUUUCUUUUAAUAAACUUA